CAGUAGAUGAUAAUGUCAGAGAAAUCUGUUUACAGAAAGGAGAGAGCUAAAGACAGAGGGGAUACGUCCUUCAGUAACAUGUCCACUCCAACCUCUGAAAUUGCGAAAGUACCAGAGCUUAAGCCUCAGAUCAAAAUCGGUCACUAUAUCCUCAAAGACACACUUGGAGUUGGUACAUUUGGAAAGGUGAAAGUGGGGAUUCAUGAAGCUACUGGUUAUAAAGUUGCCGUAAAAAUCUUGAAUCGUCAAAAAAUCAAGACAUUGGAUGUGGUGGGAAAAAUAAGAAGAGAGAUACAAAAUCUGUCGUUGUUCCGACAUCCGCACAUAAUUCGGCUCUACCAGGUGAUAAGCACUCCAACUGAUAUCUUUAUGAUUAUGGAGUAUGUGUCUGGCGGUGAACUUUUUGAUUACAUUGUCAAGCAUGGUCGCCUCAAGACUCCUGAAGCACGCCGUUUUUUCCAACAGAUAAUUUCUGGUGUGGAUUACUGUCACAGACAUAUGGUUGUACACAGGGAUCUGAAACCGGAAAAUCUUUUGCUAGAUGAGCAUAACAACGUAAAAAUAGCCGAUUUUGGCUUGUCGAACAUCAUGACUGAUGGCGAUUUUCUGAGAACCAGCUGCGGGUCGCCAAAUUAUGCAGCACCAGAGGUUAUCAGCGGCAAGCUCUACGCUGGUCCUGAAGUCGAUGUUUGGUCUUGUGGAGUAAUACUAUACGCACUUUUAUGCGGUACAUUGCCGUUCGAUGAUGAACACGUCCCAACACUGUUCAGGAAGAUUAAAUCUGGAGUUUUCCCCAUACCGGACUACUUAGACAAACCGCUUGUGAACUUACUUCUACAUAUGCUAAUGGUCGAUCCCAUGAAAAGAGCAACAAUCAAAGAUGUUAUUGCUCACGAGUGGUUUCAAAAGGACCUACCCGCAUAUCUCUUCCCACCAGUAAACGAGUCAGAAGCUUCGAUUGUCGAUAUCGAAGCUGUUCGUGAGGUCACUGAACGCUACAACGUACCUGAAGAGGAAGUGACUGCUGCUCUCCUCGGGGAUGAUCCGCAUCAUCACCUUUCCAUAGCCUACAACCUCAUAGUUGACAAUAAACGUAUUGCCGAUGAAACUGCAAAGUUGACAAUCGAAGAGUUCUAUCAGGUUGCACCCAACAAAUUACAUUAUUCUGACCAACAUCGACAUCCCGAAAGAAUUGCUGCUGCCGUGAGCAGUAAAAUCACUCCCACGCUCGAAAAUACUGCUGGAGGAGACGCUUCAUUCACUAAUAUGGCACCAGUCCAAUCUGUUGGAUACAAGUGUGGGGUUAAACGAGCAAAGUGGCAUCUUGGAAUCAGAUCGCAGAGUCGACCAGAAGAUAUUAUGUACGAGGUUUUUCGUGCGAUGAAGAGUCUGGAUAUGGAGUGGAAGGUGCUCAAUCCAUACCACGUCAUAGCUCGGAAAAAACCUGAAAGUCCAGUUGCUGAUCCUCCGAAGAUGUCAUUACAACUGUACCAAGUGGAUCAAAGAAGUUACUUAUUGGAUUUCAAAAGUCUUGUGGACGACGAAAGUUCUUCGGGAAGUGCAUGUUCUUCACGUCAUGCAUCGAUGUCAAUGCCAUCAAAACCUGCUGGAAUGCGAGCACGACAUGCGAUUUCUAUGGAUGUAGAUCCAUCACCACCUCCAUCUCCUUCGGGUGCAAAAUUGUCGCAAACGAUGCAGUUCUUUGAGAUGUGUGCUUCUCUCAUCGGAACGCUAGCACGAUGAAUAUGUCUUGAUUGACCCUGUGUACAUUUUAUGUCGUAUCUGAAUUGUAUAUCUUAUAGUCAAAAGUUGCUCUGGACUGUAUAAAAAUUAUGAGAAUGGAACACCAUAGCUCAUCGAAACUUCAAAGUUAAGUUGAGAACAGCAAGUUGGCAUUUUGAGUGGAACUCAUAAAACGGUGCUUUUGUUGA
Cylicocyclus nassatus is the source of this 1931-nucleotide messenger RNA. NCBI's taxonomy places the organism in Eukaryota, Metazoa, Nematoda, Chromadorea, Rhabditida, Strongylidae. The record is from the annotation of a GenBank genome assembly.